AUGGAGAGAGUACGCAAGACUUACUUCGACCCUUUGGCCACGACCAAGGGUCGCAUUACCGACCUUCUGCAGCAAUUGCCAGUCGGCUCGGCGCAUCCUUUUAGCCCUGAAAAAGUGUUACUAUGUCGGACGAAUAACGGGAUAGAAGAGAUUGAUAUCUCUAGUUACAAUGAAGAGUAUUUCUACAACGCGGUUGAUUUGGGCGAAAUGGGCGAGAUCCUAUUAAGACGCAUGGCAGGCUUCAAGAACCAUUUAGCGGUCUUUGACGAUUUCCAGAUCAUGCAAGCUCCAGCAGCGACGUUCAAAAUCCCGAUAGUAUCAGGAAACAUCACGAUCCUCGCAGUUUCAGAACUGACCCCUACGUACUACGACUUCUGCUUCUCGGACGAGGAAUGCAACUCUUGCUGCUGGCUAGCGCGCGAUACCUUCUCGGGCAUCACACACAGCGGCGAUCUCCUCAACAACAGAGAUCUGCUAGACUAUGUGAAGAUAGAUGCGGAGAAGUUGACGCAUAAGCCUAUUGGUGUUUUCAUUUCGGGGUACCAGAAGACGCAGAUCACGAGGUUUCUGGGGACGAAUCCUGCAUUGAUGGUUGCGGAUCAUGUAGACAAGAUUCUUUAUAUCAUCCCUGUUCCUCUGGACAAGGCUACCAUCGGGGAUGCAACACUUUGCUGUCCUUUGGUAAUCAAGCGCGAUGAGGAUUCCAUCAUCUGCUCGAUAUUGCCCACUGCUACGACGGAGCGAGACAUGAUGUGUCACAGUAACAAGACGAAGAGUCCUUGUUUCCCUGAGGCUAUCAGGAGAGCUGACUUUACGCUUUCCGCGCCUCAAGCUACCAUCACCCAGACAAAAGGCAAUGAUGAAUCCGAUUUGUCCAGGUUGGCAUUGACAAACGACACCGUGGCUUUGGAAAAGCGGCACGCGAUAUUGACCACCGAUGUAUCAGCCAUUCCAAGCGUUCUUGCUUCCGACGCACAGGUCAUCCGCUUCGGCACAAGUAUUGAAUUCAUGCCUUCUGAUUUCCAAGCCGAAGAGGCCAAUGAGUCAGCCGUUGUCCUUCCUUGCAUCUUCGGAUCCCAGCUACAAGGUCCCAUGCUCUUAGCCACUGGAAAUGUCCCUUCCAAUGUCCCUUUCAGCGAUGAGAAGGCCCUGUGUGCUUACUACGAACAACUCGACAGCAUUGCGGUGGUCGUAGACGAGCGAAUGACCGAUAAUGCACGAAAUCUAGCGACGAGCCAAAGACUCAAUGCCUUGUUCAUUGUCAAGGUCAAGUCGGCCAAGAAGCCCAAUACUACGGAUGAGGUUGUAUCUGCACUAAGCUCGGCGAAUAUCAAUGCGGUGACGGCGCUCGCGGGACCGCAGUCUCUGAUCGUGGCCAACAUCGACGAUAGCUUCUACUUCUACCGCGGUCUAGCAGAUCCUAAGAUCCUAGACACAUCCAAGCUAGACUUUGGAGCAGAUAUCACAGGCAUCAUCAAGUCUACGGGCUUAAAGUCCUUGUUGGCCCCCAAGGUUCCCAGAUUGGUCAACCUCGGGGAGGACAACACCAUCGUUCUGCCCUACACUUCCCAAGUGGUCAAGCCACAAGACUUGGCACAAAUCUUCGAGCAGCUCAGCAUCGAUAAGAUCAACACCAUGCACAGCGAUAUUACAGCAGCCGUACCUCAACUACAGGCUCUCCUGAGCCAGAAGGAUCUCCAGAACCUGUCCAAGGAUCUAGUAAACAUACUCUCCGCCAAGAUCGACAAGGCAGUGGGGCCUAUGAGACGCGACUACAUUCAAUUCGUCGCCACAGAGUUCAACAUCGAGAACAAGGAGUCCGUUAUUAAGAAGAACAGAAUGCUGGGAGAGUUGCGGAAGGCUACCAAGGAAACGCAGGCUGUCCUCGAGCCGGUGAUAUCGAGCCUGUCCAACAUGCUGUCUUCUCAGACAACUUCCAAGAGAACGCAUGACAUGAAGCGGCUUGUUCGACAGACGCAGAUCCAGAAUAAUGUCGAGGCUACCAAGUCUAUGACUUUCGAGGGCAUGACUGGUUUGCUUGAGGCGCAUGCUGAGGAGAUGGGUGUGAUGCUGGUCAACAUUGAGACACUUCCUUACAAGGCACUUUUGUCCAAGCUGACGAGUCGCGACAUUGACGCUAGACCUGCGUGUGAGCUUGACUCACGAAUUCUGCAUCUCGACGGCUUCGACGCCGGCAUUAUAAUCCAGCAAUCUCAGAGCCAGCACGUCGGCCCUCUCCAAAGCCAAGCCGGACCAACGCAUCCCACUCUUGCCCUCCCCUACCUCAGCCAACAGCGAGGAGACGGCUCCAUGUUGGCCUGGGUGUGCUGGGACGAGUUCGUCAAUCUCAAGAGUCCUUACCGGGUGCGCUGGAUGGAGAAGUGUAACGAGGCACACAUUGCAGCAUUGAGAAUCAUGAUGAGAGAUACCCUUAGUCGUGCGAUUGUCUCAAGGGAGUAUAACUUCGAGUCUGGUAGCAUUGAAAUUGGCCAUUUGAUGAGCUCGUUGCUUAUGGCUUCCAUGUCCAAGCUCGCGAACAUGAGGACAACGGCCCCCGUUGUGCUUGACAAAGCUGAGGAUACAGUCACUAGAUUGAUGCGAGGCCUCUUUGGCAACCUCAUGACCAUCGCCGGCUCAGGUGUCCGCCCUCUCAGCAUGGUCUGGCAAAUGUUCGGUCUGGAGCCCCAAUACGACGUUCCCACCAGCGAUGCCGACUGGGUCUGGUACGAGAACGUCGUCGAGCUGUAUCCCUACACUGGCUGGCCUCUGGAGCAGUUCCACACAAACCUCGGCAAACUCCUCGACAAGAUUAUCGUGCGGGUCAUAAUGAAGAACGAAAACGUCGCUGAGAUCAAGAAGAGCGCCAGUGAAGACAUGGCGCGGUUCUGCAAGCUUCGGAAUAUCCAGCUUGAGCACUGUCGCACUAUCGUUACUAUCUUCCAGCGCAUGCUUACCACGAGUGGUGUAGAUGUCCCAGCUAUUGCGACACGGCUGGCAGGAAAUGUACCACAUAAAUUGGAGAAGCAGACUUCUGGCUACACGAAGAUGAUGAGUUACAUUGACCAUCUCUCCAAGGGCGGUGACAGACGUCCUGCUGAUGACACGGUCUACGCAAAUGUCUACACCAAGCGCUCAGCAGCCUUCAAGGAUCUCAAGACGGCGAUCGCUGAAGCAUGUCGAGAGAAGGACUGGGAAACAGCAAAGAAGUCUUGUCAAAGUAUCGUGGACUACCACGCCGAGAUUGCUUCCCUAUGGCAAAUCGAACCUGAGAAGUUGAAGGUGCAGAACAUGAAGAAUUACCGCUUGCUCAUUGAUGCAGAUGUGUCCGAGGAUGCUGAUCAGGAAACCAAGAACAAUACCAAGAAGGUCGUCCAGCGCAUUAUGGACGACGCAGAGAAGGACCGUUUGCCAUGGCAGGUUGGAAAGGAUCUAUCCAAGAGCCGCUUCGAACCCCUCGACGAAGACUUCCUCGAGGAGAUGCUAACAGGUACACGCCCUGUAUCUACAGAACCCCAAGCACUCGUACAACAUCCAGCUCCCGUACAGCAGCCAGCUCCUGCAGAAGAACCUACCUCUGAAGACAGUUUCACUCAGUUCAACUCUUCCCUCGCUCCAAGCUUUAUCUCCGCGAUGGAUAGAGCCCUCACAGCCGAUGAUGUCUGCAAGAUCACCAAGGUUCCUGUUUCGACGAUGCGGGUAUUUGUGAAGACAUUGAAUCCUGACUUUGCAUGGGAGGAUCUUGGGCAGCAGUUUAAGAUUGUGGUGUUGGGGUUACUGAAGGAGAGGUCAAAUCGGGCGGAGAGUAGACCUGCUACUAAGAUGUUGAGGAUGCGGUAA
Fusarium sp. VM40 is the source of this 3837-nucleotide messenger RNA. The record is from the annotation of a GenBank genome assembly. NCBI's taxonomy places the organism in Eukaryota, Fungi, Ascomycota, Sordariomycetes, Hypocreales, Nectriaceae.